UGGGGCGGGCUCGCACCCCGAGGAGCCGUGGGCCUCCUUGCGUCCAGGCCUUUGAUGGAGCCGCUGUCCCCUCCCCGGCCCGGGGUCCGUAUAACUACAGACGCGCGGGGGUCCCGGGAGGCGUCCAGGAGCCAUGGCCGUAGCCGAGUCCCAGCACCUCCAGUUCGCAGACACCGCCGCCUUCCCCACAUUCCCUGCCGAGCACGUCGGAGGUCCGCUGCUGCUCCCCGCGCCCCCCGCCGACCCGGGCUCCCGCGCUCCCACUGCCCCACCCUGCUUCCCGAGCCGGGGCCUCCAGCCCGCAGCGCCGCCUCCAGUCGAACUGGUCCCUCCCGGGCUUCCCAAGGGCGCGGCCGCCCCGUCGGCGCCACAGCGCCGCAAGCGCACGUCGUUCAGCUCCGAGCAGCUGCAGCUGCUGGAGCUCGUCUUCCGCCAGACCAUGUACCCGGAUAUCCACCUGCGGGAACGCCUGGCAGCGCUCACGCUGCUCCCGGAGUCCAGGAUCCAGGUGUGGUUCCAGAACAGGCGUGCCAAGUCACGGCGGCAGAGUGGAAAGUCUUUUCAGCCUUCAUCAUCCAGGCCAGAGCUUUUACUCCAUCGCUCUGCUCCUGGGGCUGAAGUAAGAUGUCUGAAGCCCCAGCUGCCUCUGGAGAGCAAUAUGAACUGCCAGUCUGAUCCCAGCAGGGCUGGAGGGGCUGUCUCUGCAUCUAGUUCCCAAGGUCAGAAUUUUGAAACCUAUUCUCCUGUCUCAGAAGAUAUUGGUUCAAAGUUGGACUCAUGGGAGGAGCACAUCUUUUCUGCCUUUGGUAACUUUUGAGGAUUCUGAGAGUUCAGGAUAAGCUCAGAGGAGCCUGGGAGAUACACACCAGAAUACUGUCUUGUCUGAUAUCCAUGACUGGCCAACACCUUGCUAACCUUGAUGGUUUGGGGUCAUCUCUCAUCUAAAGGUUU
Molecule: messenger RNA, 951 nt
Organism: Nannospalax galili (Upper Galilee mountains blind mole rat)
Lineage: Eukaryota; Metazoa; Chordata; Mammalia; Rodentia; Spalacidae
Gene: Mixl1
Product: Mix paired-like homeobox
Exons: 2
Coding region: 134-817 (227 amino acids)
Biological process (GO): endoderm development; endoderm formation; regulation of transcription by RNA polymerase II
Molecular function (GO): RNA polymerase II cis-regulatory region sequence-specific DNA binding; DNA-binding transcription activator activity, RNA polymerase II-specific
Source: RefSeq, a predicted model, not a curated record